UCAUAUCUUGAUACAUACUAUUACCAUUCACAAUAACCAUUUCUUCAAAACAAACUCUCAUUAACAACAAUGGCAUCAAUUGCUGGUGUUAGCCUCUCAAUUCCAAGAGUCUUGGCCAACCCAUCAUCGGACUCACCCAGGAUCAUUUCGGGCCUAAAGCCCACAUGUGUCAAGAUGCCCACCAUCAUGACAUCCGGUAGGAUGUACUUGAUGCCAGUGAGGGCCGCCCCUGAGGGUCUGUCAGAGAAAAUAGACGCUAGCAUCAAGAGCGCUCAGGAGUCGUGUGCGGAUGACCCCGCCAGCGGUGAAUGUGUGGCGGCUUGGGAUGAGGUGGAGGAGUUGAGUGCGGCGUCUAGCCAUGCUCGUGACAAGGCUAAAGACUCGGACCCUUUGGAGACUUACUGCAAGGACAACCCUGAGACCGAUGAGUGUCGUACUUACGAGUAAUUGAUGGUGUUACGUCGGGUAAUAUUGUUAUGUGGAUGAUUUUAUGUAUGGUGUGGACAAUUGAAUUACAACGGUCGAUCUAGAUAUGUUAUGUAUGAUGAAAACAUGUUAUAUUAAUAACUCAAUCAUAUAUACCAUAAUUAUAUUUGUUACAUGAUGA
Messenger RNA from Helianthus annuus (common sunflower), 607 nucleotides. Its product is annotated as calvin cycle protein CP12-2, chloroplastic. The record is from RefSeq and is a predicted model, not a curated record. NCBI's taxonomy places the organism in Eukaryota, Viridiplantae, Streptophyta, Magnoliopsida, Asterales, Asteraceae. Gene Ontology annotation, biological process: negative regulation of reductive pentose-phosphate cycle. The transcript has a single exon. The coding region runs from base 70 to 447 and encodes 125 amino acids. Gene Ontology annotation, cellular component: chloroplast.